AAGAUGGCGUGAUAAGUUUGAGAGUUUAUCUAUUGUGGUUAUGUUAAGAUUACUUUGUGUGUAAACCCAGAAAUAUUUCUGGUUAAUUUAAAACAUUAUUUAGUAUAGUUUUACUAAUCGAGAUAUUUAAAAUGAGUUUUUCAAGCGAUGAAGUUAAUUUUCUUGUGUACAGAUAUCUUCAAGAGUCAGGUUUUCAACAUUCUGCUUACACAUUCGGAAUAGAAUCCCAUAUAUCUCAAUCAAAUAUAAAUGGAGCUUUGGUGCCUCCAGCUGCACUGCUGAGUAUCUUACAAAAGGGCCUACAAUAUACAGAAGCAGAAAUAAGCAUUGGUGAAGAUGGCACAGAACAAAGAUUAGUUGAAAGUUUAAGUCUCAUUGAUGCUGUUAUGCCAGAUGUAGUGGCCAGCAGGCAGAACCAACAGAAUCAACAGAAACAAAAUAUCAAAUCUGAAAUUACAGAUACUAAUGGAGAAGAAGCUGUUGUUUCAACUCAAAAUGAGAGCAUGGAAGUGGAUACCUCAAUUGAAAUACCAUCAUCAAAGGCAACUAUUCUUAGAGGACAUGAAUCUGAAGUGUUCAUUUGUGCUUGGAAUCCAACAACUGAUCUUUUGGCUAGUGGAUCUGGAGAUAGUACAGCCAGAAUAUGGGAUAUGACAGAUAAUACAACAAGUCCUAAUCAAUUAGUUUUAAGACAUUGCAUUCAAAAGGGAGGUACAGAAGUUCCCAGCAAUAAAGAUGUUACAUCUUUAGACUGGAAUUGUAUUGGAAGUUUACUGGCAACUGGCAGUUAUGAUGGCUAUGCAAGAAUUUGGACCACUGAUGGAAGACUGGCUAGCACAUUAGGACAGCACAAGGGUCCCAUCUUUGCCCUUAAAUGGAACAAAAAGGGCAACUACAUACUUUCAGCAGGAGUGGAUAAAACAACAAUAAUUUGGGAUGCAGCAAGUGGGCAGUGUACUCAGCAGUUCAGUUUUCAUUCAGCUCCAGCUUUAGAUGUUGACUGGCAAACAAAUAACUCAUUUGCAAGUUGUUCUACAGAUCAGUGCAUACAUGUUUGCAGAUUGUCAAUGGAUAAACCAAUUAAAUCUUUCCAGGGGCACACUAAUGAAGUUAAUGCUAUUAAAUGGGAUCCACAAGGCAACUUACUGGCAUCAUGCUCAGAUGAUAUGACAUUAAAAAUAUGGUCCAUGAAACAGGAUACUUGUGUGCAUGAUUUACAAGCUCAUUCAAAGGAAAUUUACACAAUAAAGUGGUCACCCACAGGUCCUGGAACUCAAAAUCCAAAUAUGAAUUUGAUCUUAGCUUCUGCCAGUUUUGAUUCAACUGUUCGACUUUGGGAUGUUGAAAGAGGUGCUUGUAUCCACACUCUGACUAAGCACACAGAGCCUGUUUAUUCAGUAGCGUUCAGCCCCGAUGGCAAAUUUUUGGCAAGUGGUAGCUUCGACAAAUGUGUACAUAUUUGGUCUACACAAUCUGGACAGUUAGUACACAGUUAUAAAGGUACCGGGGGCAUUUUCGAGGUGUGUUGGAACUCUAGAGGUGACAAAGUAGGUGCUAGUGCUUCGGACGGCAGUGUCUUUGUACUUGAUCUACGUAAACUGUAAUCAGGUGGACAUUAUAGACGUUGUAUAGGUAAGGAUUUUAAUAUUAAGACAAAACUUGAACAAAACAUUUUGUACUUGCAGUUUCGUAUCUUUAAAUGAAUUAUUUUACAUUACUGUUUUUUUACAUAGCAAUUGAAUGUUUGUGAUAGUUAAAAAGAAUGUUUUAAUUGCAUGUUUGAUUUUUAAGACAAUCUAAAUAUGUAUGAAACUGAUUGCAAUUUUUUAGAGGUAUCAUUUAAUAAUAGAUUGAUAUUACUUA
Agrilus planipennis (emerald ash borer) is the source of this 1863-nucleotide messenger RNA. RefSeq names its product F-box-like/WD repeat-containing protein TBL1XR1 (gene ebi). Gene Ontology annotation, molecular function: protein binding; transcription corepressor activity. Bases 132 to 1604 code for a protein of 490 amino acids. NCBI's taxonomy places the organism in Eukaryota, Metazoa, Arthropoda, Insecta, Coleoptera, Buprestidae. Gene Ontology annotation, biological process: regulation of transcription by RNA polymerase II. The record is from RefSeq and is a predicted model, not a curated record. The transcript is spliced from 7 exons. Gene Ontology annotation, cellular component: histone deacetylase complex.